AUGCAGCUCACGUCCCUCGCCCCUCGUCCCUCCCCGCAUCGCCUGCGCCCUCCGCUAGCACACGCGCGCCUGCACAUGGUUCCCCCUCUCCUAUUCCCCAACGACCCCCUACUCCCGCCGUCCUCCUCUCCCCCUCUUCCCCCUCCCCCUCCGCCCCCCAGCCACGGCGCCCUCGGCACGCUACCUCGCCGUCGUGUAUCUCCGGGAGCAGCUCAGCAAAGCGCGCCUCCACCUGGCUCACCCACUUCCCCCUUCCCCUCCCCCCCUCCUCUUCCCCCGCACGUUUCCCCCCAUCUUCCGCCAGCCACUGCGCCAUCCGCGCGGUACCUCGCCGUCGGGAAUCUUUGGGAGCAGCUGAGCAAAGCGCGGCUCCACCUGGCGGAAGCCAUGGCUCUCGCGCGCCACUGGGGGCGCACGCUCGUGCUGCCACGUGUCCGCACCAGCCGCAUCGGCGCCACGUGGCAUGCUCCCCGCGUAUUUGACCCGGUGCUGAUGGGGCGGUUCGUGCCGUGCGUGCGCGAGGAGUACCUGUGGCGGACAGUGGUGCCCGCGUGGGAGGGGCGAGGGGGGGCGAGCUCGGGGGAACGGGGUGGCGGCAUCCCAUGCAUCGGGACGUGUCAAGAUUUUGAGACGGCUCAAAGCCUUGCUCGCUGCAAUCCCUCCUCUUCCCCUCCUAUCCUGUCCUUCUCUCUCGGUCCAUCCCACGACAACCCAUGCUUCUCUCCUCUCGUUCUCCCCAUCCUCCUCCCCUGUCCGUCACUCCCAGCUCUCGUCCAUCCGUUGGUGGCAUGGCAGGCCAGUGAGGCGUGGAGGCGAGGGGAGAGGCAGCGAGCCCUUGUAGGCAAGGAGGGGUCUUCGACGCUCUCUCUCUGUGAGUCGACGCUCUCUCUCUGUGAGUCGACGCUCUCUCUCUGCGAGUUGAUGCUCUCUCUCUGCGAGUCGACGCUCUCUCUCUGUGAGUCGACGCUCUCUCUCUGUGAGUCGACGCUCUCUCUCUGUGAGUCGACGCUCUCUCUCUGUGAGUCUACGCUCUCUCUCUGUGAGUCGACGCUCUCUCUCUGUGAGUCGACGCUCUCUCUCUGUGAGUCGACGCUCUCUCUCUGUGAGUCGACGCUCUCUCUCUGUGAGUCGACGCUCUCUCUCUGUGAGUCGACGCUCUCUCUCUGUGAGUCGACGCUCUCUCUCUGUGAGUCGACGCUCUCUCUCUGUAAUCUCUCACAGCAGCGCCCAGCCCUGCACCCCCUGCACACCUUCCUCUCCCGCGCCUCAGUCAAGCUCCUCAAGACGUUCGUCUCCUCCCACGAGCUGCACCCCUUGCCCUCUAGUGCAACGAGUCUGACGAUGGCGCGGCAGCAGGAGAAAGUGGUUGGGCUGGGGGGCGUGCUCGUGCAACGUUGCAGCGCCCUGCCACCGUCCAAACGGGCCAGGGCUACUCGUGCUGCGGCUGCUGACGCCUAUUGCUCGUCCCACUCCGUGCUGCUCGUGCGCUCCCCCUGUAGCUUCUCCCUGUCAACGGUGAUCGCCAACGCGGCAGCAGCAUCAGACGCUGCUGUUGAUGAGCGCGUGUGGGCCCAGCCAUUCACUGCCGCUGUAUUUGAGGCACCUCAACACCUCCCUCCCUUCCCCCCUUCCCCUUUUGCCCCCUCGCCCUGGCACGCACUGCCGCUGCCGCAGCUGGCUUCACAGCGCCUACAGCACUUACUGCACGUGCUCUCGUCGUGCGCAGAAGCAGGAAAGGGACGCACAGCAGCUGAGCAGCACACUAGAGGCCUACUAUUGGCAGUGGGGGCAGGACUGGCGGCAGCAGGGGUAGUGACAGCAGCAGCAGGAUGUGGAGCAGAAGCGUCAUCCGCGGCGUCCAUGACUACAGCGUCCUCUCGCCACGCCAGCGCGCACAUGACUUCCUGCUCCGCCGCGCUCGCCACGCGCACCCACGCCGCCAACCUCUCCCCCCCCCCCGCCUCUCCGCGUCACCACGCGCAACCCAGUUCUGCCGCGCGGCAACGGGUGGCGACUGGGGGCGAGAGGAGGGGGGAGGAGGGGAAGGACGCGGGGCGGUGUGGGGAGGUGGAACGGGAGGUGGGUUGGAGCUCACACUCCCCCUCCACAAUCUCCUCCCCGUCCUUCCCGCCCUUGCGCUUCCCCUUCUUCCCCGCUCCGCUCUCCCCUUCUUCCGCCGCGCCGUCCACCACCACCGUCCCCCAUCCCGCCUCCAACGCUGCCGUCACCACCUCCUUUGCUUGCGUCAUCACCCACACCUCCUUCUCGCUCCCGUCGCCACUAGCUGUAGCGCUCGCCGAGCGAGCGCUUUCGCAUCAGUCGCUUUAG
Messenger RNA from Closterium sp. Naga37s-1, 2328 nucleotides. The record is from the annotation of a GenBank genome assembly. Lineage: Eukaryota; Viridiplantae; Streptophyta; Zygnematophyceae; Desmidiales; Closteriaceae.